CUAAACACAUCGGACAUAAUAAUUACUACUUAUUUCUGAAAGGGUGUGAUCUUAGUCGCUACUUGAAAUGUAAUGGGGGCGACAGGAGAGAAAAGGCGCAAUACGAGUAAUAAAUUCGUCCAGUUUUCUGACUUUUUUCACCCCAGAAUACGUAUAACAGGAUAGAUAAGGGAAAACAUUUGGGGAAAGAGUUAAGAGGUUUACCUGCUUCUGUAAACGUCAGUAUGUCCGUGCAUCUGGCCGUGCAAUCAAGGGUGGCAAGUCCAACUUUGAGGAACGGGGGUGGUCUUUAAUUUUAGACAAUUGGCGAUACGUGUGAGGAUGCUCGGUAUAGCAGCUCGAAAUGCCACACCGUCGCCAGACGCGAAUGCAGCAUUUUCACGUGGAUUAUGAAGCAUUUGAUAUUUUGCAUCUGUUUUACAAUAACAAGUGUUGGUAGUUUAGACUGCCGUGUAAUAAUUUUUAGCAGAUCCUCAGCACUACGUUCGCACUGCGUGUAACACUAAACUGUGGAUUCCUGCUAUAACGAACAUGACAAGCAGAGUGCUGGGUUAUUUCCUACUUUUGUCGAUCUGCUCUACGCGUUCCCAGACCCUCGAAUAUGAAGAGGAAUAUGAAGAUGUUACAGUAAACCAAAUGCUGGCACCCAAAACUCAACAGAGAGACGCGACACAAAUAUUGAACAAUUUACUGAAAGAGUAUGACAAGAAACUUCGGCCGGAUAUCGGGAUUAAGCCGACUGUCAUAGACGUUGACAUAUACGUGAACAGCAUCGGACCUGUGUCAUCAAUUAAAAUGGAAUACCAAAUCGACAUCAUUUUUGCCCAGACAUGGACUGAUAGCCGCCUUAGAUACAACAGUACGAUGAAAAUAUUGACUUUGAACAGCAACAUGGUUGGGCUAAUCUGGCUGCCUGACACCAUAUUCAGGAAUUCCAAAAACGCAGACGCUCAUUGGAUUACAACACCCAAUCAGCUGCUCAGGAUAUGGAAUGAUGGGAAGAUACUGUACACACUAAGGCUGACCAUCAAUGCUGAGUGCCAGCUGCAGCUCCACAACUUCCCCAUGGACGAGCACUCCUGCCCUCUCAUCUUCUCCAGCUAUGGAUACCCUCAAGAUGAGAUGGUGUACAAGUGGAGGAAGAAUUCUGUAGAAGCUGCAGAUCAAAAGUCAUGGAGACUUUACCAGUUUGAUUUUAUGGGCUUACGAAAUACCACAGACAUAAUGAAAACUUCUGCAGGUGACUACGUGGUGAUGACGGUGUACUUUGAUUUAAGCAGAAGAAUGGGCUACUUCACCAUCCAGACCUACAUCCCAUGCAUUCUUACUGUGGUCCUCUCAUGGGUCUCCUUCUGGAUUAAAAAAGACGCUACACCAGCCAGAACAGCACUGGGCAUAACAACAGUGUUGACCAUGACCACACUAAGCACGGUGGCUCGGACGUCUUUGCCCCGCGUCUCCUACGUGACUGCUAUGGACCUCUUCGUCAGUGUCUGCUUCUUGUUCGUCUUUGCAGCUCUGAUGGAGUAUGCCGCCUUGAAUUAUUACUCCUAUAGCACACGUAAACCAAGCUGCAGUAAGGCCAAAAGAUCGAACUAUUCAGUGCUUGACAUGGGACCUCCCCCAACUCUCAUCACCCUAAACAAUUCCUUGUACUGGCAGGAGUUUGAGGAAGCCUGUGUCUAUGACUGCUUGGAUGGAAAAGACUGUCAGAGCUUCUUCUGCUGCUUUGAGGAGUGUAAAGAAGGAUCAUGGAGGAAAGGACGGCUUCAUAUAGAUAUCCUAGAACUAGAUGCCUACUCCCGUAUCUUCUUUCCUACAUCAUUUCUGUUGUUCAACGUCGUCUACUGGGUUGGCUACCUCUAUCUUUAGCUGUCUCCUGUUAUGAAGAGGAGUUGGAUGCGCCCAGUUUUACAGAGGAAUGACAGAAAGACAGAAAAAAAAAAUCUUGUGCACAAGCAACAAAAACAGCUCACUGCGUUCACCACAAGAAUGCCAAUAACGAUAGCUAUAAAAAGGUUUGAUAUGAAAAAGGCAACCUAAUUCUCGAAUUUCUUCAAAAGUUAUAGAGAAACUUGGGAAUUGCUAACUUGGUCAGGAUGGUAAUCAGUGGGCUGUUUUAUUCUGAUGUUUCCCAACUGGAGUUUCUUCCUUGGACUUCAGGUACCAGAAAUAAAAACACACGCAAACAUCCGAAGUUCCUGGUUCCUAUUGAUGAUUACGAGAAUAUGUAAUAAUAACGUUAGAACAUAAUAACUUUUUUUUUUUUUAAAUGAACUUUACAAGUGCAUUCUGUAUGUUCCCAACGGAAAAUGAAAACCACACAAAACCCCUGUAGUCAUCUCUGACUGGUCUGUUUCCAGCUCCAAGGUAGACCACAUCGUCCACAGUGCCUUCGUCUGGAGUGGCAGUCAUCUGCUCACGCAGAGGCACCAAAUCAAAGGCAAGGGUGGGACACUCUUCGGUAGCCCAUGCAACUUCACUCUAGAUGAUUUUAUUCCGAUGUCUUUGAUGACCUGCUGUUUAUUGCCACACUCAGCACAUGGUAUAUAUUGUGGAGUAGCAUGACACCAUUAAUAGUGCCAAAAGGAGAAUUAUCUGUUUUUCCGUUUUCACCAAAGCAAACAGAAAAUAGCACGACUACUGACCCUGGCACAAAGCUACAAUUAACGAUAAUUGAUAUCGAUAUAAAUUCAUAUAUACACAUUUUAUUUACAGAAUUAUUUUAAUUCCAUUACAUUAAGUAAACACGAAAUGUGCAGACAUACACAUAAUAACAUCGUAUCUUACUAGGAGAUCCAUCAGAAUGAGGCUCCAGAAUCUAAUCAUUUGUCAAGUAAAUUAUAGAAAUUUGAGAUAUUGUCAGGGCUGGACCAGUCAUCUGGCAUACCAGGAUUUAUUUAUUGUGGGACCCCCCCCGUCCACCCCAGCAAAAUUACUGUGGGCUGAAGGGAACCCCAAACUCAUGAACGAAUUUCCAGUCCAGCCCAUAUGCUGGUCACAGUUUAUUUAGUGUGUGUAUCAGCCUAGUUCAUCUUAAACAUGGGUGGUGCUUGUUUGUGCAUUUUUAUAUUUUCAAAAUAAUUUGUCCUUCUUUCUCUAUUUCUAUCUGCCAGUUUCAUCAGGAAUUGCAUGACUUUGUGCCUGUUCAUAUGGUGUCCAGCAAGUUUCAUUGACUGUGGAGAAUUUUGAUCCAGUUCAGCACAUUCUGAUUCAGUACAAUUCAGUUAUAAUAUAUUUCAUUACAAUUAAAUUUGCUUACUUAUAUUUCAUUAGUUGAAUUCAGCAUCCUUGAAUUUACUUUAUAUUUAAAUUCACUAAAGCCCACUUUACAUUUUUGGUGUACUGUACAAUCCAAUUCAUUCCAUUCCCUUUUUACCUUGUCUAUGUGCCCAGAGUAAUUUAGAGUUAGUUUUUAUCUGUAUUAAAUUCAGAUUUGAGUGGCAGAUUUUUUCAUGUUUUGGUGUAUGUAUAAUUCUGAGGUCAUUGCUAAGCAGUCAUGUUAGACUGUUUCUUUUUUGUUUUUUUUUUGAGUGGUACAUUCUAUUCCCACAUAACCUGUCCUGUUUCUUUAUUCUCCUAUUCUUAUACUUUUGAUUACAUUGGUAUAGGAAGUGCCCAGAGAUAUAUAAUGUCUGUAUCACCUGCUCAGUCUUUUAAUAAGGCAUCCUGCCUACCCCAAGCACACCCUCCACCUCAGUAAACAAACAAACUGAGCUUAUAAUCACCUGAUAUAAAACAUUGAUUUGUGGUUACUGUUGACACACAGUCAGUGUAUGUUUUCUAUAUCAAACAAAAUUAACAGAGUAUAAAAAAAUCUGGUCCAGAACUGAUAAUAAAAAUGAUAAUAUUUCAAAAAUUAUUAUAAAUAAGUUCAAAGAAUUAUUACUCGCUCUAUCAAAUAAUUUUACUCUGAAAGAACACUCCAAAUACUGAGACUGCAUGUGAUGUUACGAAAAGUCUAAGUGAUCAAGAGUCAUUCAGAACAAAAGGCUACCUGGAGUUAGUUUAAUGGAAUACAGAUUUGCUAUUUAAAUACCAGGCACUACAUUUCAGUGUUUUGAAUCCUUAUGAAGUCUGCAGAAGCAUAUUCAAUAUAAAAAUAUUAAAUAAAGCACAUAUUAUCUAUUGAUAUUCAAAAGGAAGUGUUUUAAAACACAAGCAAUGAAGCCAAAGAAAUAAUGAAGGUCACACUGACAUAUAAAGUAGUAACCAAUUCAAAAACAAACAGACAUUAAGACAAUAAAACAUUUUUACUGUUUUAAA
Molecule: messenger RNA, 4266 nt
Organism: Paramormyrops kingsleyae
Lineage: Eukaryota; Metazoa; Chordata; Actinopteri; Osteoglossiformes; Mormyridae
Product: gamma-aminobutyric acid receptor subunit gamma-3
Biological process (GO): gamma-aminobutyric acid signaling pathway; chloride transport; monoatomic ion transmembrane transport
Cellular component (GO): membrane
Molecular function (GO): GABA-A receptor activity; extracellular ligand-gated monoatomic ion channel activity
Source: RefSeq, a predicted model, not a curated record